AAUUUUGCAAAGGCCUUGUUAGCUAAAUACGGAUUAUAACCGGACAUGACUUAUCAAACUACACAAUACAAUAAACCACUUGUUAGCCUACGUUACAGAACCUAUUCCAACAGCCUAUGUGAACAUGACAAAAACAAUGUACUCUUAGAAAAAGUCAAUAUACCAAAACUUGAUGAAGAAUGUGAGAAAAUUAACGUUAAUAUAAUAAAUUUGAGAAAAGUUCGACAUGAAAUGUGUUUAAUCUACCAACAAUUUGCCCAGUGUACAUUAUAUGAAAAUGAUGAAGAAAAAUUAAAUCACGCAAUUAAUCAACUGAAAAGUGAUUUAGAAAACUUCAACUGGAAAUUAGAAAGAUCCUAUCGUUAUAAAAUGAAAAUUAAUUUAUUGCCGAAUUUCACAGAAAAUCUUACACAUUGUAAUGUGGACUUAUUCAACCGAAUUAAUGAAUUAUGUAGUGUUUUAAUCAAAACGUCGGAUAAUCUGCAGAAUCAUAUCCUGUCCUAUACAAAAAAUCUUUUGGAAUACAAGUCAGAUUUUUUAAGCGCAGCUCAAUUUAGAUUUAUACAACCGAUAGACUUACAAAUAGAUGAUUCUCUAAAAGAUGACUCAAUAAUCAAUGAUCAAAUUGAUAAAAUACGAACAUAUCAAACCAAUGUAAAUAAUUCACGAAUAUUAUUGCAUGAAGUAGAUAGAAUGAAUCAAAGAAUAAAAUAUAUAUUUAGAAAUUUGUUAAAAUCUACAGCAGACUAUUUGAUAUCGCCUAACUCUUGAUUUUGGUUUUUGUAAACUAUGUAUAAAUUGUAUAGUU
Molecule: messenger RNA, 808 nt
Organism: Schistosoma spindalis
Lineage: Eukaryota; Metazoa; Platyhelminthes; Trematoda; Strigeidida; Schistosomatidae
Source: the annotation of a GenBank genome assembly